GCGGAGCUGAUCGAAAUUGUGUUUAUAUAAAUUUAAAAUUUUGUAACCUUUAGCAAUGUUACGAUUGGCUUUGAAAUAUCGAAAUAGAAAACCCAAGCAGGUGCCGUGCCUCUGCAUGAAAAUAUUGAGUUCUAAUUAUUCAACUAUACUCAACAAUUAUCGAUUACGAAAAGCUUGCGACUGGCACAGGCACAAUCCUGUCACUCCAUAUGUGGUACCACGGCAAUGGAAUGUUCCACAUACAAGACAAUAUGGCAUGAUUGUAGUUCGAGUUUUGCGAGGAGCUCUAAAGUUACGUUAUAUAUUGUUAGGAGGUGCUAUUGGCGGCGGUGUAUCUCUUACCAAAAAAUAUGAAGAUUGGAAAGAUGGACUGCCUGACAUGAAAUGGUUAGAGGAAGUAUUUCCUCAAGGAAGUCAAUGGAAUAAUGUAUCGAAAAAACUGGUGGAAAUAAGCAAUGCUAUUAAAGAUGUUAUUGAAAUAGAUCCAAAGCUUAAACAACUUGGAGAUGAAAAAUUAUCUGAAUGGAGAAUGUGGUUUGAUAACCGUUUGGAUGAUGCUAUUGAGGCGGCUGAUUAUAAUGGAACAAAAUUUAUUGAAUCAAACGAUGACAUAAAAGCAAAAACGACAGUUUCCGCCUUGAGUCUUUCAAAUGAUGAAAGUCGAAAGAAAUAUGAAUCUUUGCAAUCUCAAGUGGAAGCCCUUCAAACAGAAAUAAUGAACGUUCAAAUUAAAUAUCAAAAAGAAUUAGAAAAAAUGGAAAAGGAAAACCGCGAAUUACGUCAGCAGUAUUUAAUUUUAAAGACAAACAAAAAAACUACAACAAAGAGAAUCAAAAAAUCUUUGAUUGAUAUGUAUUCUGAAGUUCUAGAUGAGCUCUCGGGGUAUGAUACUAGUUAUUCUGUAGCAGACCAUUUGCCACGUGUUGUAGUGGUAGGUGACCAAAGCAGCGGGAAGACUUCCGUACUUGAAUCAAUUGCCAAGGCACGAAUUUUUCCACGUGGUAGUGGUGAAAUGAUGACGCGAGCCCCGGUUAAAGUAACAUUAGCAGAAGGUCCCUAUCAUGUGGCUCAAUUCCGUGAUUCAGAUAGAGAAUAUGACUUAAAUAAAGAGGCAGAUUUGUCAGAACUUCGUCGUGAAAUUGAACUUAGAAUGCGUGCAUCAGUACGUGGGGGGAAAACGGUCAGUAAUGAUGUGAUAUCAAUGACGGUUAAAGGACCGGGAUUACAACGCAUGGUACUCGUGGACUUACCGGGAAUUAUUUCGACUAUGACUGUGGAUAUGGCUUCAGAUACGAAAGAUUCAAUACAUCAAAUGACUAAACAUUAUAUGAGUAAUCCCAAUGCCAUAAUUCUUUGUAUUCAGGAUGGUUCAGUUGAUGCAGAACGUAGUAAUGUUACUGAUCUAGUAAUGCAAUGUGAUCCUAUGGGAAGGCGCACUAUUUUCGUAUUAACCAAAGUAGAUUUAGCUGAAGAACUAGCUGAUCCAGACAGAAUUAGAAAAAUUUUGUCCGGAAAAUUGUUUCCGAUGAAAGCCAUUGGGUAUUAUGCUGUAGUCACAGGUCGCGGUCGUAAAGACGAUAGCAUUGAAGCUAUUAGACAAUAUGAAGAAGAUUUCUUUAAGAACUCAAAGCUUUUCCAUCGACGAGGGGUUAUAAUGCCACACCAAGUUACAAGCAGAAACCUGAGUUUAGCAGUAUCUGAUCGUUUCUGGAAGAUGGUCAGAGAAACAAUAGAACAGCAAGCAGAUGCAUUUAAAGCAACUAGAUUCAAUUUAGAAACUGAAUGGAAAAAUAACUUUCCCCGUUUACGAGAGUCCGGAAGGGAUGAACUUUUUGAUAAAGCUAAAUGUGAAAUUCUAGAUGAAGUUGUAACAUUAUCUCAGAUUUCAUCAAAGAAGUGGGAAGAAGCUUUAAAUGGAAAGCUUUGGGAAAAACUUUCUAAUUAUGUCUUUGAAAAUAUUUAUCUUCCGGCCGCUCAGUCAGGUUCUCAAAGUAAUAUUAUGAAAACGUAGUAGAAUAUAAGUAAAAUUCAUCAAUUCAUUUUUAGCUUAUGAUUUUGUAUAUGCGUUAAAAAAUUUCCAAUAUAUGAAGUAAUAUGCCGCUGGUAAGGAGUAAUAUUGCAAAUAU
Messenger RNA from Teleopsis dalmanni, 2126 nucleotides. It is a transcript of the gene Opa1, whose product is annotated as dynamin-like 120 kDa protein, mitochondrial. The record is from RefSeq and is a predicted model, not a curated record. The transcript has 10 exons. Gene Ontology annotation, cellular component: microtubule; cytoplasm; mitochondrial membrane. The coding region runs from base 56 to 2011 and encodes 651 amino acids. NCBI's taxonomy places the organism in Eukaryota, Metazoa, Arthropoda, Insecta, Diptera, Diopsidae. Gene Ontology annotation, biological process: mitochondrial fusion. Gene Ontology annotation, molecular function: GTPase activity; microtubule binding; GTP binding.